AAAAGGUAUACGGACACUCCUAACCUGCAAGACCGAUAUUUAAUUUGUUUUAUAUUUUAAUUUGGUUAAACUUAGGUUAAGGUUACGGUUAAGGUAAGAGUCGUUUUACAGGUCAGGAGUGUCCUUAUAGCCUCUCCCAGGUUGACGUCGGCGAGGAUUUCUCCUACUUUCACCCCACUUCCCGUAAUAGAACGGUUAGCAGAAUGAUUUGAUCACGACUCCCCCCAAAUCGAGCCCGCAGCAACACGGUACGAACACUGCUCAUUCAUUACGGUGUUUGCGCGGUGAUAGUCUCUCUCUUUCCCUCUUUCUCUGGAUUUGAAGCUGCAGUAUCGAUUCUUCGGCCCUGCUAAAAUACUAUCUUUGUUUGCAACUCAGCAACCGACUUGGUAGAGAAAUGUCUACCUUUAACGAGGGGCAGAACCGCGAGGAAACGGGGACAUUUGAGUCAUAUCAAAAUCGCGUUUUGGUACAGCGAGCGCCUCACGAGCAGCAGCAGACCGUGUUCGUCAUUCUAGACACAACCGAAACUCUGAAUUUAAUCAGUGUGGAGCCUCUCCUACCUGAGUCGGGGAUAGUAGCAGAUAUCGAGGUUGAGAGCAUCCUCCCUUCAGACUCUGAUACCUUCUACCAGCUGAAGAGCCAGCCCAUCACUCUGAGCGUGUCCCAGCCCCCCUCUGACGCGGCGUCUCCCUCCUCCGGCUCGGUGAUGACGUCCCGGGUGUUGAUGAGGCAGGAGCUGAUGCGCCAGCAGGCCAGGGACCAGGAGAGGAGAGAGGCCCAGCAGCAGGUCUCCUCGGCCCAGCUACGCACCACCGACUCCUCCCCAGCCAUCUCCGUGGCCCCAGGGCAUCCCGGGGCCAGACCUCCCCCUGCCCAGGUUCCUGUGGAGGUCCUCAAGGUUCAGACCCACCUGGAAAACCCCACUUGGUAUCACAUCCAGGCCUCCCAGAGACAACAGGUUAAACACUACCUCUCCUCCACCCUCGGGAACAAAGUGACCAAUCAGACGCUGGGCGCCUCCCCCUCGCCUCAGUCCGUAUCCGCCCCCUCUCUCCAGCCUGCAGCCAGCAGCACUCCCAGCAGCCCAUUGGCUGUGCUCAGCCUGAGCUCCAACAAAGAGGAGAUGGAAGAUGUGAUCGAUGACAUCAUCAGUCUUGAAUCCAGUCUUAACGAUGAGUUCUUUACGUUGAUCGAUCCUGGACUACAGGUGGCCAACACGCUGCCGGUGUCAGUGAACAUGCUGGAUGUGUACAGCAGUGGAGGGAUGGCUGUUCCUAACGUCACCGUCUCCAACUCCUGUCCUGCUGACCUGCACAAUGUCAAGACUGAGUUACCCGGUACCGAGGUGGAGGUUAAAGCUAUGAUGAAGGAGCGACAGAAAAAGGACAAUCAUAAUCAGAUUGAGAGACGCAGGAGGUUCAAUAUCAACGAUCGCAUCAAGGAACUGGGAGCUCUCAUCCCCAAGUCGAGUGACCCAUCCCCCUGCUACGGAGACAGGGAGACGCGUUGGAAUAAGGGCACCAUCCUGAAGGCGUCUGUGGACUACAUCAGGAGGCUGCAGAAGGAGCAGCAGAGAGCCAAGGAGGUGGAGACCAGACAGAGGAAACUGGAGCACAGCAACCGUAACCUACUGCUACGUAUACAGGAGCUUGAGAUGCAGGCCCGCCUCCACGGCCUCUCCACCCCCGCCUCUUCCUCCCAAGGCAGCUCCUCCUCACACCUAAGCCUAUCACAGUCCCUGGACCCCAGCACGGGCGACGCCCUCUCCAGGACCCUCCUCUCCCUGAGUGGUGGCCAAGGCCUCCAGGCUGCCUCCCCCUCCUUCCUGUCUCCACCCCCCUCGGCCUCUCCGGUUGGUCUGAUGACUAUGGGCAGCCCCUUGGAUCUGGACUCUCUGAGCUUCUCUGACCUGGAUGACCCGUCGGCCGCAGCCUUCCACGCCUCCCUGCUGCCGGACAUGGGUCUGGGGGACAUCCUGAUGGACGACAGGGGGCUGGGGAUGUCCUCUGUUGGGGGCAGAGACCCCCUGCUCUCCUCCGUCUCCCCAGGAGUCUCCAAGACCUCUAGUCGCAGGAGCAGCUUCAGCAUGGAGGAGGAUUUGUGACUGUUAUAAACCCUAGACCCUUACACCCUAGCCCCUACACUGCUAGGCAGGAACAGAUUCAGCAUGAAGGAAGACUUGUGACUGAUAUAAAGGGACUCUAGAUCCUAAUCCAUAGCCCUUACACCCUAGACCCUACACUGCUAGGCAGGAACAUAAUCAGCAUGGAGGAAGACCUGUGACUGGGCUGAGUCCCAAACCAACUCCUAGACCCUACACCCUAGACUAAACCCUAUACCCUUAGACAGUUAAUGUAAAUCUGAGAGAUUUGGAAAAUAGUAAUCAUGGCAAAUCAUUCCAGCCAGUAGAAUCAUACCAGAGUGUUUAUAUCAAUCCCCCAUCCUUUCAGAUUUACAGGAGUGACUGGAGAGUAGUUUUUGGGGGAUUCAGCAGAAGAGGGUUCAGGAUUCACUGCUUAUUGUCUUCUGGUUCUACGAAUCUUCCAACUGGGAUUUCUGGAAGAAAAAAGAAAAAAACAUGGGAAUUUUGGGAAAGUUGAAGGGAAUUUUUUUGCAACCCUAAUUUUAGUUUCUUAGAUACCAGCCUAUUUUAUAUUUAUUUUAUAGUUCUGUGAAUAGUAAUUAUGAUAGAGGUAGAUAUAUAUAGGGGGAAGGGAACAGGGAUACUGGAGUGAUGG
Messenger RNA from Salvelinus namaycush (lake trout), 2741 nucleotides. Its product is annotated as transcription factor E3-like. Bases 398 to 2107 code for a protein of 569 amino acids. Gene Ontology annotation, molecular function: RNA polymerase II cis-regulatory region sequence-specific DNA binding; protein dimerization activity; DNA-binding transcription factor activity, RNA polymerase II-specific. The transcript is spliced from 10 exons. Lineage: Eukaryota; Metazoa; Chordata; Actinopteri; Salmoniformes; Salmonidae. Gene Ontology annotation, cellular component: nucleus. The record is from RefSeq and is a predicted model, not a curated record. Gene Ontology annotation, biological process: regulation of transcription by RNA polymerase II.